AUGAAGAGCCUAGUCGUCCAAGUCCUCACCGGACGGUGGUUCAUGGUGUUCGCCUCCUUCCUCAUCAUGUCCGCCGCCGGCGCCACCUACAUGUUCGGCCUCUACUCCACCGACAUAAAAGACUCCCUCGGCUACGACCAAUCCACCCUCAACUUGCUCAGCUUCUUCAAGGACCUAGGAGCCAACGUCGGCGUACUCUCCGGCCUCAUCAACGAGGUUACGCCGCCGUGGGUGGUGCUCUCAAUGGGUGCAGUACUUAACUUCUUCGGCUACUUCAUGAUCUGGCUAGCUGUAACCAAAAAAAUUUCAACACCCCAAGUUUGGCAGAUGUGUUUGUACAUAUGUAUCGGAGCAAACUCUCAGGCUUUCGCUAACACCGGAGCUCUGGUCACCUGCGUCAAGAACUUCCCGGAGAGCCGAGGAGUCGUGUUGGGUCUUCUCAAAGGUUUUGUGGGUCUAAGUGGUGCGAUCAUAACCCAACUAUUCCAUGCAGUUUAUGAUAAUGACACAAAAUCUCUCAUUCUGAUGAUCGGAUGGAUGCCGGCGGCGAUCUCGUUCGCUUUCCUCCGAACAAUUCGGAUCAUGAAAGUUGUUCGACAACCCAAUGAGCUCAAAGUUUUCUACCAUUUUCUCUAUCUCUCUCUUGGUCUCGCUUCGUUUCUCAUGGCUGUUAGGGUGAAAAGGAGAGUUUGUGGUGGGCCCCAUUAA
This is a messenger RNA of Ilex paraguariensis (yerba mate), 708 nucleotides long. The record is from the annotation of a GenBank genome assembly. NCBI's taxonomy places the organism in Eukaryota, Viridiplantae, Streptophyta, Magnoliopsida, Aquifoliales, Aquifoliaceae.